GAACCCGAGUCACACGAGCCUCAAUACCUUUGCUCGGAGAUACCGCACUCCAAGACUUCUCACGAAGGAACAAGAAACUUCCUUCGAGUUUACAACAAGGGAACAAACUCCCUUAAAGUGUAUGAAAACACUUAAACACUCAGGAAUGAAACUCUCACAAAGAGUAGAUAUGAGUGAACUAGACGGAUGAUCAAGUGGGCAAUGAUGCUCACCCAGUUCAAAAUCGAGUAUAAACCUCGAACCGCAAUCAAGGGCCAAGCACUGGCCGACUUCCUGGUGGAACUGACUGGUCUGGAGCCUGAAGCCGGACCUUCCCAUAUGGUAUCAAAGUUGGCUAAAAUUGAGAUAUUGGACCAACCGAGUACUGACCGGUUGGAGGUUGCAGCCGUACAACAAGCUCAGGGCUCAGCCACGGGAAUAAUUGAGGCAGAUGAUGAGUGGAGAUACGACCUCAUGGAGUACUUAAUGACUGGCCAGAAACCAGACGACGAAGAGCGGGCCAGGAAGGUGGUCAUACGGGCUCCCCGGUUUCAGGACAUGCCAAGUCUUUUACAAACAUCCAACAGACCGGCUACAUAUUACAAACCAACCUCUAAUGUCAUACCCUUUGCCCGGUUUGGGAUUGACAUUUUUAGGGCAUUCCCGGUUGCACAAGGCGGGAAGAAGUUCGUGAUGAUCGUCAUAGAUUACUUCACAAAGUGGAUAGAGGCUGAGGCGAUGGCUACCGUAACCGUGUGGCAGUGUGAAAAAUUCGUUUCGAAAAACAUUAUCACCCGGUUUGGGGCCCCAAAGAUGAUUGUCACCGACAACGGCCCACAUGUUCGCAACCCCCGGUUCAUUGCGUAUUUGGCUAGUUUUGGAAUCCAGCACAACAAGGCGUCAGUAGCAUACCCUCAAGGAAAUGGCCAAGUUGAAAAUGCUAACCGGACGAUAGUGGACGGGCUAAAGAAGAGGUUGGGAGAAGAAGGGCGCAAAUGGUUAGAAGCACUACCUCACACAAUCUGGGCACACAGGGUGACAUCAAGAAGAGGAACCGGGGAGACUCCUUUUGUGCUCACUUAUGGAUCUGAAGCCCGGUUACUAAUUGAGGCAGAGUUCCCAACGUUUAGAGAAACCGUGUAUCAGCCCGGUCAGAACGAGGCUGAUCACUUGGCGGAACUGAAUUUGGUGGAAGAGAGAAGAACGAUGGUAGUUGUCAAGAUGGCUGGUUAUCAGCAAUCAGUGAAAAGAUAUCAUGACAAUCGGGUAGGUCCACGUUACUUCCAGGUGCAUGAUGAAGUCCUGCGAAGAAGGGAUGCAGUAAGCCCAAUGAAAGAGGCAAGCUAGUGCGCAAUUGGGAAGGACCCUAUCGCAUAAGGGCAAUCAUCCGACCGGGCACUUAUCAACUAGAAACCAUGGAAGGUGGACGAGUCGACCGACAUUGGAACUCUCACCACUUGCGUAAAUUUUUUAGAUAAAGUGUAAUGAGUUCCCGGUCAUGAAUAAAACUUUGUUCUUUUC
This is a messenger RNA of Cuscuta campestris, 1500 nucleotides long. NCBI's taxonomy places the organism in Eukaryota, Viridiplantae, Streptophyta, Magnoliopsida, Solanales, Convolvulaceae. The record is from the annotation of a GenBank genome assembly.